This is a messenger RNA of Anas platyrhynchos (mallard), 6145 nucleotides long. Lineage: Eukaryota; Metazoa; Chordata; Aves; Anseriformes; Anatidae. The record is from RefSeq and is a predicted model, not a curated record.
CCUUUUCAAGAAGCAAGGACAUCUUGCAUGUGUAAUGGCUCUGUGUUGCUUUAAAAGCACUUGAAAAGCACUCCUUGUUCACACAUACUGUAGAGCAACUACUGUUUUAAAUGAUCGUCUGAAAUACAGCAACUUGAAAAUAUAUUCAGCACCUUUUGAAUAUGACAAAAAGCUCCUUUUUCCUGUGUUAGGAAGAGAGAAGGCAUUUUAAUAGGGAAGCUGGAGAAAAAAACAGUAAGUUACAACUUAAAAAACAACUUAGAAAGUGGCUUUUCCUUUCAAGGGGAUCUGAGUAUAGGUGGCCCGUUAGACCAGGUAUCAGUAACAUUUGUGAAGUGCACAUAGGAACUACCCUCUUUGAGGGUCUUGCUGCUCAUCUUCAAAGAGAAAAUAAGCUCUUGGGGGUGGUUUUUUUUGUUGUUGUUUGUUUGUUUGUUUGUUUGUUUUUUAAAUGAACUAAGGAACUUUUCAGCUCUUAUUUUUCCUCGUGAGCAUGGGAAGAGCUCACAAAUAGGAAGAACUCCCAUCCAUUGCUGGCUUUCCUGACUUUUUAGCAAAUGCUGAUUUCUGUCUCGAGCUUUGUUGGCAUAUUGUAAUUCUGAUGGCUUCUAAGUAUCUGUUCUGUGUGUGUGUUUGACUGUUUAAAACAAACAAACAAAAACCUCCACCAGUACUGCCUGACCUCCUACACCACUUCACUGCCACAAUUUGCUAUCUCACUAUCCUAGAGCUGUGCUUAAGGAGAAGCCUUGAGCAUUUUGGGGUUGGUCUUCUCUGGUCUGCUUUUUGUAUGAAAGUGCAAAUUGAAUGGAGGGGUUGAUGACUUCCAAAGUUUUGGAAGGAAGCCUCUUUUUUAGGGAGCAGAGUUUUAGUUUUACAGUUAAACAUGUAGCUAGAAUGCAUGCCUCACAGGUGGAUGUGGGAUUGUGAACAGAAACACCUCUGCUAGGUUUCUUGAGAAAAUAAAGCCCAGAAGCCUUUAUGGUGUUGAUGAAACAAGAAUUAGAGUGUUAUCUAGUUGAGUUUCCAUAUAGGCUGACAAUCAGACACUUUGGGAUUUAUCAGAGGAACAAUUCUGGAGUGAACAGCCUGCACCUGACAAGAGGUUUGAAUGACAAAGCUUGACCCAGUAGUGGAAGCAACUAUGCUGGUGACUAGGAAGACAAUAACUUCCUGCUUUGUUCCCCAGACAGAUUCACUGUUUUCAGUUUUUGGUUGAUACUAGUCUGAAUUAGCUGCAAAGGUAAUAGCCUGGUGCAAGAUAUAUCAAAUGUGUGUAUAGUCUAGGAGCUGUUAAAUUUCACUUACAUCUGCACCUGCCCUUGCCUGGAGAAGCAUCGAAGCUGAAAAACACGCACUGUGCAAGUGCUUUCCCCUGAAGUUGUGUGAGAAAUAAUACUGGUUCCUUCAAUCUGCCUACUGUGAAAAAUAAAUUCAUGAGAUUGCCUCUCCCAAGGGCUGACUUACAUUGAGCGACAUACCUUAAAAUGCCUUUCUGAGCAUGUUAUACAAAACAAUUUUUCUAGUAUGCUGCAUAUUCCAUGUGCAUUUUUUUUUUCUGGUUGACCUUCUCAGAUCAGGUGCUGCCACCGAUUCAGUGGAAGAAAUCUCAUUUAUUUGACGUGCGCAAUGACCUCCUGUUAAUGUCCUUCCCCUCCUCUACACCAGUGGUAACACUUAAGCUAAAGAGAAGUUCCUUUAGCAAGCACAAGGAUUGUUGGAGGUUGACACGAGCCCUGCUCUGCCACCGUCUUCAUCUCAUAGCAUUCUCAGCGCUCUUUAUAGGAAUGAGCUCCCUGGCUUGCAUAAGGUAAUGUUGAAAGAGGUCACUGUCCUCCUUGUAGGGGUGAAGGCCUGUCUUACACAGAGCCCUUGUCCCUGUAUUUUAAGAGAAGAGUGUUCCUUUAGGGUUACAACGGUUUGGGUGGUGUACAGCACUCUGAGGCCAGGAUCUUGGGUGGCAGCUCGUUUCCGUGUGGGAAAUGCUUCAUAAUUACCAAGCAGUACAGGUAGGUACCCUUGCCCCACCAUGAGGAUUUAAAAGCAAUUAAGUUGUUCCGCAAUUUAGCUGUUUUCCUGUCCCGUAAGAGAAUGCAAAUAGGUGAGAGUGUGAGGAAGAACUGCUCUGAGUCCUCUACGUUACGGGCAGCUGAAAACAGGAGGCCGGGAUCCUCCCGUCAUUUGUCGAGCGUGGUGAUCAAGGGCUUGGUGUGUCUGCCCAGGCGUGCUCGAGCUGUUGGGAGCUGCUCUGGGCAUGGAUGGAGAAAGAGAGGGUGGGGUUCCCGUGCAGAGCCCGGGGAGGCGGGGAGCCACACAAGAGGAGGAAAUGAAAGGGGGAGGCCGAGCGAUCGGGAGGAUCCAGCCGGUGCUGCGCUGCAGGGCCAUGGCCCAGCCCAGAGCCUGUGAGUAGUUGCCCCAGCUCUUCGUGCUGCCCACGGGGCCUGGUUCGGAUGGUGGUGGGAGCCCUUUGGCUUGUCUUUCUGGAGGAGAGAGGCAAGAAGAGGUGUUUGGGAGCGGGUCAAAGCUGGCUUUCCAAGCAGGCUCGUGGCACGCUCCAGGUUUAGGUGGUGAUGCUGAAAGCUCCUGAGCCCGGCAUCUUGCGCAAGGGGGUGCCACGCGCGGCGUCAUCCGGCGAGGAAGUGAAACAAGGGAGAGGAGAGCGAGUUCAGCUCUAUUUGCUUCUAGUCCUGACCCCCGGCUCUAUUCUCACGUGCAAAUCCCUCUGCCAUAAGCACCCUCCUUUUGGGGCUGCUCUGGCCCAAGGCCUUCCGCAGCUCCCAUCUCCUGCUCCCUAUCCUCUGGGACACCCCUGCUCUCCCUGCCUUAUUCCCUGGCCUCCUUGGGCUGGCAGCAGUGAUUUGGGGAGUCGGAGCCUGCAUCUGGAGGGGGAGGAUGUGAGAGAGGAAGUGUCUGAUCUCGCCAGCCCUGGCCUCAAAGCAUCAUUGCCUUGGCUGUGGUCUGGCGCUGGGGGUGGGUGGCAGCACAAGGGCGAUCUGGGCAGGUUAUCUGGGGAGCAGCUCUCCGCCACGUGCUGGCUCUGCCCUGCCAGCCCGCUGCUGAAAUAAGGGCUGCUGCAUCUGCUGGCACAGCUCUCACAGUGCUCUAAUGAAAGCAAAGCUGUUAUUGCAACCCUGGGGCUCCCGGCCGAGAUGCGGUGGGCACCAUUUCUUCUGCCGCUUCCCCCAUCUUCAGGCCCAGACAAGAUCCUCUCGUCUCGGCUUUGUUCCCUCUCCUGAGUGGGGCCAGGAGCUGUGGUCACGCUGCUCAAACAGCUCUUUGCGUUUAGCCUCAGCUUUGCCUUGCUGGACAGAAUGGUCUCAAAUUUUGCCAAGCACAAGGUCUCAAGAGAGCAAACGAUCUGCCCCUGUGCGGCUGAAAGGCUCUCUUCCAGCAGGCCGGCAGCUGCGUGGUGUCCUUACAAACCUUUCCUGUCCCACGUGCCCAGGUCCAGAGCAGGACUGCUUGCGGGAGGUGACUCUCUCCACCCAGAGGCUGCGGGUGCUGCCCCCAGCAGUCCUGAGCAAUCCCGCGCUGGAGAGCCUUGACCUCGACAGGAACAAACUCAGGAGCAUCGCCGGCGUUUCUAAGCUUCGCAACCUGAAGAAGCUCAUACUGUCCAAGAACGAGAUCGUGGACUUUCCCAGAGAAAUCCAGAGACUGGUCUGGUUAGAGAAGCUCGAACUGAAUCAGAACCAAAUCCGAGUCAUCCCAGAGGGGAUUUUCUCUCAUCUCCCAAGGCUUAAGCAUUUGCGGCUGAACAACAACCGUCUGGGUGCUCUCCCCAGGGACCUGGCAGCCUGUCGAGGCAGCCUCCAGUACCUCAACAUCUCCAACAACCUGUUUCGAACCUUCCCCCAGCCUGUCCUGCAGCUGGCAAACCUACAGGAGCUCCACGUGCAGAAUAAUGCCCUUCGCCAGCUCCCCAAGGAGCUGUUCCAGGGGCAGUCCCUGAAAAUGUUUAGGGCCAACGGGAACCCGCUCAGGGAGCCACCCAGCGAAGUGUGCGCCGGUGGCAUCCAGCAGAUCCUGAAUUACUUCAACCAGCUCCAACAUGGUUCAGGGCAGGAGGACAAGAGGGUCAAAACCAUGUUCCUGGGGGCCUCGCUGGCAGGGAAAUCCACCAUCUGCAAGAGCCUGAAGCAGAGACAAAGCAAACUGGUGCCCAAGGAAGAGCGGACGGUUGGGAUAGAGAUCAGCGAGUUCCGGAUCGAUGACUUCACUUUUCUCUUCUGGGACUUUGCUGGCCAGCUGGAGUAUUACAUGACUCACCAUGUGUUCAUCACCCCACAGGCACUUGUCAUCCUUGUCAUCAACCUCCACAGGUACCAAACUAACGAUGACACGUUCAAGGACCUUGUUGGUUUCUGGAUCAACAACCUGUCCAUGCGAGUCCCAAACUCGGUGGUGCUUCCUGUGGGAACCCACGUGGACUGCUGCCGGGAGGGAGAGGUGGAGGAGAAGAGGUCCGACAUCAUGUCCAAGAUCGCGGCCAUGCUGGUGGAGAGAAAAAACAACCUUGCUCACUUCAUCAACAACCUGGAGGACAGCGAGGAGCCUGAGUUUUAUGUGGACCAGUGGGAGAGGCUGAAGGAGAUGGAGAACCACAUGUUAACCAUCUUAGACUUAGUUGCUGUCAACUGCACGAACCACCGUGACAUCAAAAGGCUCGAAGCCACGAUUCUGGAGCACGUGAGGAACGAAGAGCUCUUCCCCGAGGUGGUCCGGGUGCUGCCGCCUGUCUACCGGCAGGUGGAAGCCGCCAUCGUGGAUAUCGCGCAGGGCGAGGAGGUGGCCGAGCACGGCAUGAUGGACCUCCAGUACCUGCUCAGCAAACUCUCCCUGCGCGAGCACCUGGCCAGCCUGGACAGAGAGCUGCUGCAGGACAUCUUGCGGUACCUCCACCGCAUCGGGCUCAUUGUGUGGUACGAGGAAAUCAAGCACCUGGAAAGCACCGUCUUCCUGCAGCCCACCUUCCUCAUCACUAUGUUCAGGCUCCUCGUGAGGUACCGCCUGGUCCAGCAGCUGGAGAGCAUCUCCGUGGACACGCUGAUUGCAGAGCACGCCACCAUCAGAGACAGGUCCAACUGGGUGUGGACCUUCAAGUCAAAGGCAAUGCUGUGCCACCGGGCAGUGCGGGCUCUGGUGAAGUACCAGCUCUGUUCGGAAGGGAUGCAGGACGUCUUUGAGGAAAUCAUGGGGUACAAGCCCCACAGAGGGAGAGGGAAGCUCUUCAGCCUCCUGGAGCACUUCGAGCUCUGCCUGGAGGUGAGGCACGCCAAAGCUCUCAACCCACAGGCCUGCGAGUUUGUGCCUGGGAAGCCAUGGGAGACCACGCAGGGCCAAGGGGAGUCCUGGUACUUGUUCCCAACCUACCUGAACCAGACCGAAGAGGUCGCUGAGGUGUGGGGAGGAGAUCACCCCGAGGACCUCCACAUCCGUGCCUACUUCUCACCUGAAAUACCGGAGGGUUUCUUUCAGAGGUUCCUGGUGAAAGCUUGUUCCUUCUACUCCACACACUGGGUGGCCAAGAUGACCUGUCUGCUCAUAUGCAACGGCAAGCCUCUGCUGAUCAAAGAGAACAACCAGAGGGCGUACAGCUACCUGGAGCUCCGAAGCAGAAAGCCAGCAGGAACAACGGGAUUCCAGUUUACCUGGGACUUCCUCAUGGCUGUCGUGUUCAUCGUCCAGAAGCUCUCAGAGGAGUGGCCAGGGCUGCACGUGUGCGUGAAGACGCCUUGCCGGACUGCCGGCUGUCCUGCGGAGCUGGUCUGGCCAGACAUGGAUGGCAAAAACGCUGUGACGAAGGAAGAAGUUAAAACCUGUGGAACGUGUGGUCAUCGGUUUGGAACAGAGCUGCUCUUACCAAAAGUGCCCACGCACCCGGAGGCGCCCCCGGCGCAGCCAGCCGUUCACUACUACGUGACCAGCUACGGCACCACCACCUUUGGACCCAGCAGCAUCCACGUCAACCGGCAGAACAUCUCAAGUGAGUAACCUCAGGCGAGCAGGGAGGUGCUUGUGGAAGACAUAAAUAGUACUUUUAAGGCAGAGAUGAGCUGUUCUCAACGCGUUUUCUUCCUGGCAUGCAAGUCCUGCAUGCAUCCCUGAUGCAUGGAAAUAAAUACAUAAAUAAAUGCGUCCUUCA